Messenger RNA from Rhopalosiphum padi (bird cherry-oat aphid), 1124 nucleotides. RefSeq lists its product as uncharacterized. The record is from RefSeq and is a predicted model, not a curated record. The transcript has a single exon. Lineage: Eukaryota; Metazoa; Arthropoda; Insecta; Hemiptera; Aphididae. The coding region runs from base 182 to 790 and encodes 202 amino acids.
AAACCAUUUAACUAUAAAAUCAUAUCGACGUGCAAACCGUGCCUGUUCGCAUAAAUCGCAGUAUUGCUGUAAUUCGAAGUCGUCUUUAUUCUAUUACCAUCUAUUAUCCACAGAAAAACAACAAACAGUGACAAAAAACAAUAACUGCAAUACAUAUAGUGUUCGGCAUAUUAUCUUCAUCAUGCGGUUACUCGCAUUCCUCGUGCUGUUCGGCGCGGUGGCGGUGACGGUGAGCUCCGCCACCAGGUACAUGCUAGCCGCUAACAAGCUCAGUCAGGGCUACGUGGACGUGACGUUUGCGCAGCGUAAAUGUUUGAGCAAAAAUUCCGAGUCUGUACCUGUCAUACUGACGGGAGUGGCGUACGAGACGGGUUUGCCGCGCAAGAGUUUCAACAGUUUCACGCGGUUCAACAAAAUGGACGGCGUAAAGGGCGACGAGAGGGGUCACCUGGUGGCAUCCACGUUCGGUGGCCUAAACGACGACAGCUGGAAUAUGGUGCCGCAACACGUGAGCGUGAACCGAAAGAUAUCCAAAAUGAGCAACAUAAUGGCCCGGUGGGAUGAGUUUGAGAAGUGGGCGAGCGUGCAGCUCGGCAGAAAUAAAUCGGUACAGUUCAAGAUCACGGUAAACUACGAGGACGCCAAAGGUUGCCGGCCGGUCAGUUUCGAAGUGGACGCCAAGUCUAGCUAUUCCAAGGACAGUUUCCAGGGUAAAUUCAUCAACAGUCCCGACGAUAAUUUCGCUACUGUCGCACAGACGCAGGCCCAAAUGAAACGCAAGAAGCCGUGACUGCAGCUCGGCCAAGAAAAAUAGUGCACAGUGCUCCGCGAUGUGAUUUGCAACCAUAUAAUUUUCUCUUAUUUAUGCUUUAUUUUUAUACUGUUUUAGUGUUUCACGCCGAUAACUAUACGUGUAGGAUUACUUCCGGUAUAUCCGACGUGAAGUCUGAAUUAUUUUUUUUAAAUUAGUUUUAUUGUUCAAUUUAAUUUCUUAAAUUUAUCGUAGUUACCUACGAUAAUUAUACUACUGAUCAAUUGUCAGUAUAAUAUAAUCACUGCUGUAAAACUGCCUGUUAGUUGUUAUAUUAUACAUAUUAAAUAUAAUUGUCUUGGUAUUGGCAAAA